GAAGGCCGAUCCUGUUUUUGCUAGCAUAAAUUAGAGUGGACGUAACUGUUGUUGAACUCUCAUUUGAUUUAGAACGUCGAUAACGGACAGAUGUUUUAAAACCUAAUAGUAAAAAUGCAAUUCAGUUUGGUGGCUAUAAUAUCAUCGCUUUUUGUGGUCCAUUCAGCUAAUGCGAUAUUGCUUCCACUAUUGGCCGGAAUCUUGAGUCAACAUCGACGUUUACCAGAACCUCUCCCACCGCUAUCUUUUCUCCUUAUGCAACAUUACCUGUCGAGAAACGUAACAAUCCAGAACGUGGUUCAUCUGGGCCGUUCUGCACUUAAAGUAGUUUACACUGGUGGCCGUCCAAACUUUGAUACUGGCGUGAUGCCAAGCAACAGUUACGUAGAGCUUCCCCUGACUACGUUUUACGAAGGUACUAUCGAUGUGGACAUUGCUGCAGAGCGUAAUAACAGAAUUACAGAGCCGGAACGGGCUGCUGCAGCUGGCAUAGCAUUUCGAAUCCAGUCCAAGAGCGACCAGUACGAAUUAGUGUGUCUGAGAAUGGCCAAUGGUAGGUUCAAUUUACCUCCCCCAUCAACUGAUCGUCUGGGAAGAGCUAUUCAGUAUACCUCGUUACCCGAAUGGACGGCCGACACUUUGAGGAAUCAAUUUCCUGGACGAUACGAAGCCGCUGCGAAAAUUGGAGAAAGACGGUGGAAUCAUGUCAGAAUUUGUGUGCGGAAUAAUACUGUUUGUGUAUUCAUUGAUGGGCAACCUACACCUGUAAUUCAAUCAGAUCUUCUAGGUACGAAUGCUCGAGGAUCUUUCGCCUAUUGGGUUGAUGCUGGAACAAACGCCUAUUUUGCCAAUUUACGAAUCGUUGAAACGUAAUUGAAAAGGUUAAGUUAUUUUGCUGAUAUUUCAUGUGCUUAUUUCCUGUAGUAAGAAAAAUAAAAUACUAUCGUUAAAAGGAUGACCUGCAUAAAAUGUUGAAUUAAGCCCGGAGUAAUAAACAGUUUUGAAUUUUUA
This is a messenger RNA of Daphnia magna, 1011 nucleotides long. RefSeq lists its product as uncharacterized. The transcript has 2 exons. The coding region runs from base 115 to 873 and encodes 252 amino acids. Lineage: Eukaryota; Metazoa; Arthropoda; Branchiopoda; Diplostraca; Daphniidae. The record is from RefSeq and is a predicted model, not a curated record.